Populus euphratica (Euphrates poplar) is the source of this 1097-nucleotide messenger RNA. Its product is annotated as auxin-repressed 12.5 kDa protein-like. Lineage: Eukaryota; Viridiplantae; Streptophyta; Magnoliopsida; Malpighiales; Salicaceae. The transcript is spliced from 3 exons. The record is from RefSeq and is a predicted model, not a curated record. Bases 347 to 745 code for a protein of 132 amino acids.
CCCGACCUUAAAAAUUUACCACAUAAAUUUGAUGGCCGCUAACAAAGCCAUUUUAGCCGGAGCCAUUGCGUCAUUAUGACCAUCAAGAUCCACCGCCUUACCCUCUCUUUCUUCUCUCUCAACUUUCCUCUAUAAAGAACCCCAACCAACAAUUUCAUUGCAGAAAAAAACCCAAGAAAAUAAAAACUUCUCCUUAUCUUCUCUCUGCGUUUCGCUCCCCUUCCCUCUCUUAGUAACAGUCGUAAGUGUUAAGGUCCAACAAAACGAAAAAACAAAAAUAAAAAAUUGUUUUGAUUUUAGGCCUCUCACGGUUGUUGCACGAGAAAAUCUGAUCGUUUAUCUUUUAAUGGGAUUUCUCCAUAAGCUUUGGGACGAAACGCUUGCUGGACCCAUGCCGGACACUGGGCUUGGCAAACUUCGAAAGUAUAAUUCAUUCCCUGUACGAUCAUCACCUCCUGUUAAUGCUUCUUCAGCUAAUAGCAAUGGGGAGAUGAACGUAACUCGAAGCAUUACUAUUAUUAGAACAAACAGUUCCAAUCUGAGGAACCUUUCUGUGGAUCCUGGUUCAGCUCCUCAGUCGCCGGCUCCACCUAGCACUCCUGGGACACCUCUAACACCUGGGACACCGCGCGGGGAUUUCAGAAGAAUGACAAGCAGAAAUUCGUCAGUUGAAGCAUCAGAAAGCGCCGAGCCUCCAAGUCUGACCGUUCAUGAUUGGAUAGUGAAAAAUGAUUUGGAUCGUUGACAGAGGAAGUGGCCAUUUUGCUCGAGAUCUGUCGGCAACAAUAAACCUUUCUGUGUGUAUAUGUGCGUGUGCGUGUAUAUGACCUAAUCUGGUAAUUAUCAUUAAUAAGACGGUUAUUAAUUCUCAUAGAAGGAGCCGCCACUGCUUCUUGGAGUUUCCUGGAGAGGAGAUGAGUCGGAAAACAGGAUAUCUGAUGAUUUUGCUCAUGUCGAAAUUUUUUGUUUGUUUUUAAUGUAAAUGUCGUCUUUUUCUUCCUUUGGUUUUGUCCUGGUAUGGAUGAAGGUUGUAUAUUGCCCUCUCAUGAUCAAUGACUGAGACUCACUGAAGCACUGAAAAAUAAUUUUAGAAUAAA